Solanum pennellii is the source of this 384-nucleotide messenger RNA. Its product is annotated as 60S ribosomal protein L18-2-like. Gene Ontology annotation, cellular component: cytosolic large ribosomal subunit; ribosome. Bases 1 to 384 code for a protein of 127 amino acids. NCBI's taxonomy places the organism in Eukaryota, Viridiplantae, Streptophyta, Magnoliopsida, Solanales, Solanaceae. The record is from RefSeq and is a predicted model, not a curated record. The transcript has 3 exons. Gene Ontology annotation, molecular function: RNA binding; structural constituent of ribosome. Gene Ontology annotation, biological process: translation.
AUGGAAGAGGCAAUUUCUGCAUCUUCUUUUCGAAUUAAACCCUUUUUCAUUCCCUUCAUAAUGCUAAUGGUGCAUCUGAAACUCAAUGGUAGGCAUCUUGAGACUCAGUUUGGAGAUGAUGUGGGUACUCUGAAAGUCAGUGGUGCAUCUUACAUUCAGUUAAUUGGGUCUUGCUCCUUGACGAUUAGACUGUUGUCCUUGUGGGUACUAGUUACCGACAAUGUUUGGGCUUAUGAGGUUCCAGAAUUGAAGGUGUGUGCUUUGAGGUUCACAAUGACAGUCAGGGCAAGGAUUGAGAAGGCUGGUGGUGAAUGCUUGACACUCGAUCAGUUGGCUCUUAGGCUCCUCUUGGACAAAAUACGGUGGCUACUUGUAGCCGAGUAG